Messenger RNA from Monosiga brevicollis MX1, 664 nucleotides. RefSeq lists its product as uncharacterized. Gene Ontology annotation, molecular function: peptidyl-prolyl cis-trans isomerase activity; protein binding. Lineage: Eukaryota; Choanoflagellata; Craspedida; Salpingoecidae. The record is from RefSeq and is a predicted model, not a curated record. Gene Ontology annotation, cellular component: nucleus; cytosol. Bases 68 to 664 code for a protein of 198 amino acids. The transcript is spliced from 8 exons.
GUGACCAUACUCCAAUCUCAGCCUCAACCCAGCUGGCGAAAUCACGGCAGGCUUGAACCAAACAAUCAUGGCGGAUGAAGGCGCGUCCAAGCGGGAAAAACGCGAGGUUGACACUCAGCUGCCCGCGGGCUGGAUUCAAAAAGAAAGCAAGUCCAAGCCCGGGAAAUACUACUACUUUAAUACAGCAACGCAGGAAUCCGUGUGGGAGCGGCCCACAGCAGCGGCUUCAAGCAAAGGAUCAACUGCACAGUCCAGUGGUCCGAGCAAAGUGCGCGCAUCGCACAUCCUAGCCAAGCAUCGCGAUUCUCGCCGACCCUCUUCCUGGCGACAAAAUACCAUCACCCGCACUAAGGCUGAAGCCAUCGAAAUCAUCAAGCGCCACCGAGAAGCCAUUGCGCAGGGAGCUGAUUUUGCCAAAAUCGCCGAGACGGAAAGUGAUUGCAGCAGCGCAAAGCGGGGCGGUGACCUCGGUGCCUUUGGCCGUGGCCAAAUGCAAACAACGGAUGUGAUGACACCCGGCUCUCACACCACUUGUCUUGCAUCACCAUGCUUCCCCGCCAAUGCAGAGGCGUUUGAAAAGGCAGCGUUCGCCCUCAAAGUGGGUGAGCUCUCAGACCUAGUCGAUACAGAUUCGGGCAUCCACAUCAUCCUGCGUACCGAGUAG